Molecule: messenger RNA, 1788 nt
Organism: Necator americanus (New World hookworm)
Lineage: Eukaryota; Metazoa; Nematoda; Chromadorea; Rhabditida; Ancylostomatidae
Exons: 9
Coding region: 1-1788 (595 amino acids)
Molecular function (GO): catalytic activity
Source: RefSeq, a predicted model, not a curated record
AUGAGAGAUCUGCCCGUCAUCAGCAUUGAAAAUUACACCAUUUACUGCGGCGACGUUGAUGAGAACAAAAUGCGUUUUGUACGACCGUGGGAUCGCAGAGGACGUGAACUCUGGAUCGCAGAGGACGUGAACUCUGGAUCGCAAGUGCUCACGCACCUACUUAAACCCCUAAGGACAACACAGGUGGUCAUUUUCGGAAUCAACGGAAAUGCGAGGAUGGGACUUGAACAACAAUCCGAUGUGGUGGGAAAGUGGCCUAAAGAGCAGCACAAGCGAAAGAUGAGAAUGCUCAAACUUCGAAUCGACUGCGUCCUGAGGAGGAACAUUCUCCAAUCGGAUAUCAGAAAAUCUAGAGCCGUGUGGGACGUCGCAUUCGAUUCCGACCACAUUUCUGUUCUUCUGAGCUUGAAAAAGGAUUUCCGCCAACGGAUGUCGGUGAAUAUUGGAUUACAGACCAAGCUUAAGGACGCCCACUCUCUCACCAGUCGUGUUCAGUGCACUGCAAAGAAAACGCUGCAAAAGAAAACUGUUCCAAUGACGAGGAAGAAGUUUGCCGUUGCAUCUGCGGAGACAAGAUCCGCAUACAAUUUUGUAUGUCACGACACACAAAAUGAGCAAGGAGAAGUGUCUGAGAAAGAACCUGCGCCAGCCGUAAGGGUGACAUCUGAUGUCCAGGAGCGGAUCGAUGCGGUUGACCUAGCGCAGUGGAUCGCAACCUCUAAUGGCUACAUUGCUGAUGUACCUCGUAGGCUAGGUCUUAUUGCGCAACGAGAUUAUGCCAAGGCGGAUGACUCCGAAAAGAUCAGUUUCUCCUUACCUUUCAUAACCGACGACCUGAGGGAUGGACUCCUUGUUUCUGCUGAGCCAGGACUGACUUAUGAUAUCCUUGUAUCCUGCACGUCGGUCCGGCCAAAAGCCUGCAAUCAAGAGUCAUGUAGGCUACCGAAACGGAAAAGGACUAGGAUGGCGAUCUGUACUUAUAACGCACGUACGCUUGCAUCGGAAGCGGCCAUCGAAGACCUGAUGAUGCAAGCCAAGAAGAUCAAGUACGACGUCAUCGGACUGACGGAGACGAGACGACAUCACCCUCUCAACGCCGUAUAUGAAUCUGGAGAAGAACUGUUCUUAGGAACAUGCGACAGUAGAGGUGUUGGUGGAGUUGGCGUCCUCGUCAACACGAAAACGGGAAAGAACAUCGACUCCUUCGAACAACUUACGACCCGAAUCGGACGUCUGUGGAUGAGAAGAUGUGGUCCAACACCAGCUUUGACUAUCUUCGUCGCCUAUGCACCAACAUCAAGCUACGAAGAAGAAGUCAAAGCUUUCUAUAUGGACCUGGAGAAGUUCUACCGAGAAGAUCAUGCCUUCUACAAGGUCAUAAUUUGGGAUUUCAACGCCAAAAGGCUCUCCGAGUUCAUCAUGACGACUAAGACCAUCCAUGGGAACUCGCAACACAAGAAGCCGUCCUCUCUACGCUGGACGUGGGAGUCACCCGGUGGAGGGUACCGUAAUGAAAUAGACUACAUCAUCGUCAGUGAAAGGUUCUGCCUGACGGAGGACGCUGUUGUACCAAAGUUCUAUACGGGAUCGGACCAUCGCCUCCUCCGAAGAAGAUUUUCCCUCACAAGGAGAGCAAAGAAAGCCGCCAAGUUCAGAGAGAGAAAUCCCAAGGCUAUCAUCAACUGGGAUCUCUUUGCUACGCUAGCCGGCUUUUGGGAAGAUUCCGCAAUCGACGAGGAAUAUGACCGGCUUGUUGAACACCUGUCACGACCGCGCGAAGUCGGCUGA